Molecule: messenger RNA, 1886 nt
Organism: Eurytemora carolleeae
Lineage: Eukaryota; Metazoa; Arthropoda; Copepoda; Calanoida; Temoridae
Exons: 3
Coding region: 678-1373 (231 amino acids)
Source: RefSeq, a predicted model, not a curated record
UGUUUCUUGAGCUAAGAAUUAAUAUGUCACAAGAACUGUCAAGAUUUAGUGUGAUUUUUUAUUGCAUUUUGGUGGAAUUUGAUAUUCGUUACCUUCUAGGAUUCAAAUCCUAAGUUUAGGAGUAAUGUUUGUAUUAUGAUUCCCUUUGUUACCUUCUAGGAUUCAAAUCCUAAGUUUAGGAGUAAUGUUUGUAUUAUGAUUCCCUCCGAGUGAUUGAAUUGUUCUCAGAAAAGUUUAUGCUGAAAGAAGUUAAAUAUUUUUCAAAAUCAGAAUUAACCGAUCUUAUUCUAAAGAUUCUAUCACUAUUUUAAUAUUGUAAUAUUUUUAUAUUGUUAAAACUUAUAGCUUAAAAAUCUUAAAUUGAUUAAAGUUGAUCUAUAAUCAACAUUUAAACUUGUGAAAAUUUCUUGUUAAGUAUUAUUAAUAUAAGCUGUACAGGUUGCAAUUGACAAUCUUCUAAGAUGUAAGUUUACUUUCAUAUUGUGAUGAUAAAUCUUAUUUUGGUUGGAUCUUUCAAUUGUGUUAACUAUUCUGCAAUAGUUUAAUAUAAUCUUUGUGCAUAAAUCAUAUUGUAUGUUUCAGAUAAAUAUUGAUAUAUCUGACUUAAAUACAGUUUAGAGACCCUUCAGGACUGUUUAAGAAUAUUCCUGCACUGACAUUGACAACCUAACCUGAACAUGAGUUCCUCAAUUGUGAAACUACUCGCUGUUGCUCUAGAAGAAGCUAAGAAGCUAGAGAAGCAAGAAACUGAGAGGAAUUCCGACAGCGGAGGGGUUCAGCGUACUGAGGAGCAAUUGGAUCAAAUAUUUGAGGAGAUGGGAAAUAUGAAGAUUCAGUUUCAAGAUAUGAAGAAGCAAAUGGAAUAUGUCAAGGGUCAGGGGGAAGAUACCAAGAUUCAGUUGGAGAAUACCAAGACUGAAUUAAACGAGACAAAGAUUAAAUUGGAAGAUACCAAGAUUCAGCUGGAAGAUACCAAGAUUCAGUUGGAGAAUACCAAGACCGAAUUAAACGAGACCAAGAUUCAAUUGGAAGAUACCAAGAUUCAGUUGGAAUAUUCUAAGACUAAAACUUCCAAACUUGAGAAGGAAAUAGCGAAUAAAUACGAGUAUACCAAAGAUCCAUGCAAAAACUGCAAUGGGUCAACCUUCUGCCUGGAUGGUCAAGUUGUUCGUAAUACACCAGGGAUAGGAACCAAGAUCAGAGCACUAAAGGAUACUACAUGGAAUAGCUUUGGUUAUCAAUACCGGGUUCAUGCUAAUGAUACUGGAGUUGUAGAUAGGGUAGAUUCCACACUCGGACCCUUCAUCAAGUGGAACACAUCAGGAUUAAGCAUGGAUUUCAUUGGAACCGGAUUUGUUUACAACUGUAAAUAAAUAAAUAACUGUAAGCAGCUAAAGCUUAAUCCAGAAUGCUAACUAUCCACAUUCAAAUAUACUGCAUCUGAUCUCUGACUUGGUAAUAGUGUUAAUAAUGCCAUUAUGGGAUCUAUGGUCAUAAGAAUUAUAUGUACUUUUUAUGGUAAAAGAUUAAGAUAAAGAUAAGUAAUGUUUGUAUUAUAAUUCCCUUCGUUACCUUCUAGCAUUCAAAACCUAAGUUUAGGAGUAGUGUUUGUAUUAUGAUUCCCUUCGUUACCUUCUAGGAUUCAAAUCUUAAGUUUAGGAGUAAUGUUUGUAUUCAAUAUUGUUUCUUGAGCUAAGAAUUAAUAUGUCACAAGAACUGUCAAGAUUUAGUGUGAUUUUUUAUUGCAUUUUGGUGGAAUUUGAUAUUCGUUACCUUCUAGGAUUCAAAUCCUAAGUUUAGGAGUAAUGUUUGUAUUAUGAUUCCCUUCGUUACCUUCUAGGAUUCAAAUCCUAAGUUUAGGAGUAAUGUUUGUAUUAUGAUUCCCU